Molecule: messenger RNA, 633 nt
Organism: Purpureocillium lilacinum
Lineage: Eukaryota; Fungi; Ascomycota; Sordariomycetes; Hypocreales; Ophiocordycipitaceae
Source: RefSeq, a predicted model, not a curated record
AUGAAUGCAACGGAGGCAUUUGCUCGCCCGAAACGACAUUCAUGCUUCAUGCUCGCCCGCGGCCGCGAUGAUGCGGUGCUUCCAUCAUCGGGCUUUCUCGAAUCGAACCGAACCGAACCCGCAGCCAUCAGCUGCGCCGUUGUCAAUCGCAGGACCAAGCCAAAGCCAAGCUCGACACCCACGCACGCCCAGACCAGGACCAGCUCGCCAAGACGUCGGCGAGAAUGGACUACUGCCGCUCCAUUCCCGCCAAGACGCAGCCCAUUGGCGGGCGCCGCAAGCCACAGGGCAGUGCAUCUUUUGGGCUGUUGCCACUUUCGGUGCGGAGAAGUAAGCUUGUUUUUCGGGCCAAGAAGCCACGCGCCCGGCCCCAGAGUCCCAUGUCGCUUCCGGCUCCCGUUUGCUGUUGCGUUGUGCCAGGAGGUCGACGACAGACCGACGACAACAGCAGCAGCAGGGGAGACGUUGCGGCGGCCAAAUGAGCCAAGAACCAGCGUCGCUCACGACAACGACGUUGCGUCUGCCGAAACCUUGGGAGCGGCGCGUCCAAACCUUGAUUUGACUCAAUCGCCUGCUGCCGACUGGGACACCGAUGCCUUUACUCCCUCGCUCCCCGUGAUCCCCGGGGCUUGA